This is a messenger RNA of Fusarium tjaetaba, 1989 nucleotides long. Its product is annotated as phosphatase 2c. NCBI's taxonomy places the organism in Eukaryota, Fungi, Ascomycota, Sordariomycetes, Hypocreales, Nectriaceae. Gene Ontology annotation, molecular function: cation binding; protein serine/threonine phosphatase activity. Gene Ontology annotation, biological process: protein dephosphorylation. Bases 1 to 1989 code for a protein of 662 amino acids. The record is from RefSeq and is a predicted model, not a curated record. The transcript has a single exon.
AUGGCCCAGUUUACUCGCGCCAUCGAUUCAACAGCAACCCCUGCGAUCCAGCUCCUUAAGAUCUCAGCUCGACCGUUGACAACCCCGAAUCGCUUCGCACACACAGACGCGUUACAGCGAGCACGAAGAAAUCAUAGGCAUAUCGAAUAUGCCCGGCUUACGACGUUCUAUUCGACAUGCGCGACAUUGACCGGGAGUUCGCGACAGGCUCGGCUUACACGUCCGGGAUUGCAGCUUGGGUUAUCCUCGCCGCUGGCAGUUGAAACAUACGGUACACAAGGAUUCCAUACCUACUUUGUGACACAUCUCCCCUCGUCAUCUGUCCAUCCCGACUCUCGUCCUCGUGGGCCUGGUCAUAAACUUCCUCGCGAUGCUGCGACCCCUCACACCCCAAGCUCCGGCCCAGUCCCCGCUGUCGCCCCGCCUUAUAUCCCGUCAACCCGAGACUUGACUGUGGUACGCAUUCCCAUGCGGAGGGCGAAACACCAUCUUGGUGUCGCGACAGAUCGAGGAAGUCGACCCUACAAUGAAGACCGGGAACAGGCUGGCACCAUCAGUCUUCCGGCCUUCGCCAAGAGGGCACCCAGGAGCGUGCAACAAAAACCAGGGGAAGCUACAGCAGCGGAUAGUGCUUGGGGAGAUCCUCAAAUCUUCUACUUUGGUGUUUUCGACGGUCAUGGUGGAACCGAAUGCGCGGAUUUCGUCCGGGAUGAGCUACCGGGUUAUAUAGAAAAAGCCUCGGAGGAGUUCGGCCUGCAGAGCAGCUUGCGGAAGAGGAAACCUGGUCGUGAGGGCAUCCAUAAUCAUCACCAUGAUCAUAAGCACAAACAAGUUCGUCCAUCACAGCCAAUUCAGUCGACUAAGAGCCCUUCAACAAAACGCGAGGCGCUCGACGCUGUGCCCAUGAAGGGACCAGAGGAGGUUAAAAGCGAAAUGAAUAUCCCCAGCGCAAGCAAUGGUGGCCUUUCCGAUAAGCCCGUACAUGGGGAGCGAAUACACAGCGCGGCAUCGCCGGCUGCCCUAGUCUCAGACCUGGCCAAAGCGAUUCGUAUGGAGAAAAAUUUGGUCAAGGAGUACAGAGAAACUAUCGGUGGCUAUUUCAGGCGCUUUCACCCCGAACACUUUGUUCUCUCGCGAGAUGACAAUCCAGGCGAAGGCCACAAGAUCACGAUAGAAUCAGUGCUCACAUACGCCUUCCUUCGUGCUGAUCUCGAUUUUGUGUCUGCCCAGGCUCGAAAGAUUGACCCCAACGAUACCAAAGGUGCCGAUACUCCUGUUAACAACGAUGAAGUCUUCGGCCACCCAUCCACACCCUCUGGUCAUGGUAUAGGGGGCCCGGAGCGCUUUAAAGGCGGCUCAACGGCUUCUGUAGUACUUAUCUCUACUCCAACGCCUGCCCCAUUUUGGCACCCAGCUGCCCAGUCCACGUUGUUAUGCGCCCAUGUUGGCGACAGUCGCAUCCUUCUUUGCGAUACCGCCACUGGUUUAGCACAGCCUCUAACAUCUGAUCAUCACCCCAGUACACCUACCGAAAGCCGCCGUUUGCGACGCUAUGCACCUGCUGGGUCAAUGGUUUCUGGCGAUAGUUUCGGCGAGGAGCGCAUUGCAGGCCUAGCCAACAGUCGUGCAUUCGGAGACAUGGGGAGUAAGCGCAUUGGAGUCUCAGCCGAGCCGGAGCUUACACGAGUUGAGAUGGGCCCUGCCCAGUAUUCAUUCCUUGUGCUUAUGACUGAUGGCAUCUCUGGUACUCUAAGCGACCAAGAGAUCGUCGAUGUUGUCAAGGAGGCCCGCACGCCUGAAGAUGGAGCUCGAAAUAUCGUUAAAUACGCUACUGAAGUUUCUUCUGACGGCGAUAACGCAACAUGCCAAGUCGUCCGUCUAGGUGGUUGGGAGCGUCGAUCUGAAGGCGGACUCGGCAGCUUGGGUACCAAGGAAAUUCGCGACGCACGCAUUGCAGAAGCUCAAGAUCCAAGACGAGGAAAGAGGUAG